Molecule: messenger RNA, 927 nt
Organism: Impatiens glandulifera
Lineage: Eukaryota; Viridiplantae; Streptophyta; Magnoliopsida; Ericales; Balsaminaceae
Exons: 7
Coding region: 46-876 (276 amino acids)
Source: RefSeq, a predicted model, not a curated record
AAAACGUAAAUCCAGACCCGCGAUAAGCGACCGUCGUUGAGCUUGAUGAGGGAGAUAAACACUGUCAGAGAUGGUAACGAUGAUCAUCAGACCGAAAUCACCGUCAAAACAAUUGGUGCUGCUCCUCCUUUUCGCCUCAUAGUCCCCUCUUCUCUCAAGGAUUAUGUAUGUCAAAUGUGUGGGGUUGAAGGCUAUAAGCAAUGCCUAGUUCCCUGUUAUUCCUGUGGUGCUUAUGAACAUAUGUAUUGCAUGGAGAAAGUAAUAAUGAAAGUACCAAAAGAAUGGCAAUGUGAUUACUGUCAAAGAAAGACUCAAGAUCAUUUGGUUGGAAGGGGAAUUGACCGAAUUCGAGACGAGUUUCCUUUGGGACCUUCUAAAUGUUCUUCUUGGAAAGGAAGGUUCAAGAUUCUUGAUGAAAAAUUUAUGGAUCUUCAUUGUGACUUGAAGGCUCAUCUUCCAACAACAGUAAAGAAAAGAAUCUACAAGUUCUCAAUAAAAAUGCCAGAAGAAGUAGAACUUACAAUGGUUCCUAGAUCCAAUUUGGGGAUGUCGCCCACCAAAGAUGACAUUUCAUUGUAUUUCUUCUGCGGUCAUAAUCUUGGAUGUAUCAGAUACAACCAGAUAUUGCAACAGUUGGAGGCAAAAGAUUAUGUAAUGAGAAGCAAGAUGAAUGGUGUGGAAUUGAUCGUUCUUAGUUCAAGGCUCCUUCCACUGGAUUCUCAAUUCUAUUUGGGUCGAUGGCCUUUCAUGUGGGCAGUUCUUCGAUCAAUAAGAAAACAUAAAAACCUUAACGAGCUGAGUACAACCUCAAUUCAGGUGAUGGAGACAAGGAGUUUUCUUCCUCCUCCUGGAAUUGCCAUGACUUAUGAUGUUUAAUAGUGUUAAUUGCAUUAUUGCAGACACCUUUUUGGGAAUUAUGGUUAUAAG